Molecule: messenger RNA, 2706 nt
Organism: Amphibalanus amphitrite
Lineage: Eukaryota; Metazoa; Arthropoda; Thecostraca; Balanomorpha; Balanidae
Product: 2-aminoethanethiol dioxygenase-like
Exons: 4
Coding region: 559-1398 (279 amino acids)
Cellular component (GO): mitochondrion
Molecular function (GO): oxidoreductase activity, acting on single donors with incorporation of molecular oxygen, incorporation of two atoms of oxygen
Source: RefSeq, a predicted model, not a curated record
ACGUUCGGGCUCCGUGUAGCUCGGGGCAGACGGGUUCCGGUGUAAAUCGGUAGAUUGUCUUUGUUUUGAAUUAGCAGGUACCCUGCACUGAAAUACAUUACAAGUGAGCGUAACUUACCUCAUCGCGGCCACUGAAACCGAAAUCGGUAGUAGAAACUCUGAAAUUAUUGGCUGCUUACCCCGCCCCCGAAGCGACGAGCUUGGAGGAGUCAGUGUGCAAAGUCUGUUGCGUGAUUGAUUGCGAGACUUCAGGUGCUCAAUUUUGGCAACGUGUGUUGUCAGGUAUGUGAAACGCUUCACUCUUGGAAGCGUUUUCGAAGGGUGGCCGCAGACAACUUCAGGGCGCAGCUACAAGGAGACAAUAGUCUCGUCAUUUCCACGGCGAAGAGGCGCAUGUCAAUGUCUGAGUUUGUGUUACAAAAGAACUUCUGAAUUUAGGUGUGCGGCCGCCGUGUUGCGUGCUGUGGGCGCCGACAGACCGUUGGAUGGCAAGACGGCGGCGGCGAGCCGCGCUGCACACCGAGCCGUAGGCUACCGCCGAGCCCACCAGGUGGCUGCAUGUCGACAGCCAGCGCGAGGGGCGGCGACUCAGACGUCGUUGCCAGCCCGGCGCCACCGGGGAGUCUCGCGAUGGCCGCCCCGGGCCAGUUCCUGAUCCAGCGGGUGGUGCGGAUGGCGGUGGACGUGUUCCGAUCCACGCCGCAGGGCACGGCCGCCUUCCGCGAGGGACUGUCGCAGCUCACCCAGCUGGUGCACCAGCUGACACCGCAGGACGUGGCCUUCGACCCCAACUGGGUGCGCGACCGGCGGCCCUUCACGCAGGACCGCAACAUCAUGCCGAUGACGUACGUGCGCCUCUGUGAGAACGAGUACAUCAGCAUCGGCAUCUUCAUCCUGAAGAACGGCUUCACGCUGCCGAUGCACGACCACCCGAACAUGCACGGCGUGCUGAAGGUGCUGCACGGCCAGCUGCAGAUGCAGUCGUUCACGCCGCGCCGCGCGCCCCAGAGCGGCAUCCUCAACGGCGGCGACUCGGCGGCGGCCACCGCCCAGUGGGACGUGCGCCAGACGCGGCUGGGCACCAUCUACCACACGGCCAAGGAGCUGCCGCGCUUCAUGGGCCCGGCCGACGGGCCGGCGCUGCUCACCCCGGAGAUGGGCAACAUCCACCAGAUCUGCGCCGUGGACGGGCCCGUGGCCUUCCUGGACAUCCUGGCGCCGCCCUAUGACGAGCACGAGCACAUUUACCACACGUUCCGCGAGCUGGACCCGGUGCGACUGCACCAGCUGACCAACGGCGAGCUCAGCUCCGAGGGCUGGCUGAUCCGCGUGCGCGACAACCCGUUCCCCUCUGACUCGGCCAAGUACCGCGGACCGCGUGUGGACGAUAUCGGCUGAGAGCCGGCCGCCGGCGGACGCUGCGCCGGGGUCGCCGCCGCGCGGGACGGCCCGGUGGCGGCGGCGGCCGCGGCCAGCGGCCUCAGUGGUGUCUGGUGGUGCUAACAGCGGGUGGCGCACAGUGUGACGGCGAGGGAACGGCGGCCACGCGACCGACGGCCCGCCUCCGGGCUUCCAGUGUAGCGGGCGGCCAGCGGGCCUGGUGCGUGAACCUGCCACUGCCGCGCAGCAGCGACUUGAGGGAGGGACUGAGCGGCGGCGGCGGCGGCGGCGGCGGCGGCGGCGCCCAGUGAUCCGCCGGGCCGGCUCCAGCCGGGCGCUGCCAGAGAGUGAACGCGUGCGAACGAGUGAGAGCGAGUGCGGAGUGAGAGUGAGAGUGAGAGUGAGCCGCGGGGGCGGACGGCGGCGACCGGGACCACGCCGCGGUCCCCCACUCAGCCAUGAUGAGGUUUUCUUAUGUCAUGGCGUGAUAUGAAUUAAUCCGAAUGUUGUCUUUUAGUGACGCCUUAGGGUGGUGAGUUCUAAUGUUAGCUCACUCUCUGCCGGCGGCGCGAACGGCCGCGCUCUCGGUGGAGGGUUGCUGCGGCCGCGGGAACGGCGCCGGUCGGCCGCACGGAGCUCUGUUUCCGGCGAACUCACCAGAGCUCACCCGGAGAGCAGUGCAAGUGCGCGCGUGUGUCGGGGAGUGCGGAGUGACUGCGGGGGCGGCGCCGGCCGGCCGGGCAGUGGACGGAGGGAGUGGCGGCGGACGGCAGGGGGCCGCCGCUGGCCGCCAGCGAGUGGCACGGCUCAACACCCCCAGUUGUUCGUCUAGUCACCCGAGCCGCUCGCACUCACACAGCUACACUCACACUCCUACACUCACAGCCACAGACAGAAUCACGUCGCAAACACAAAUACAGUCGUACACAGCGACACAUGACACCUGUACAGCGCAUACAACACCACACCACCACACUUUGUGCAUGCUUGAACAUGCACUUUUUAUGCCCACAGUUUUAGACCUGUUCAGUACUCACCUAACGAGACACUGACACACAACAUUUACGCACACGAACACAGAACACACGUACAAGAACACCGAAUGGCCCACGUCCACGUGUCGCGGCCCGGCCUCCCCUGAUCCGGCUGGUAGUGGACGCCCAGGUGCGCCGGGCGGCGCGGUCUCCUAUAGCGGCCUGCGCACUGACCCGCGCGCAGACCUGGGGAGCGGGCGGGCGGCCGGCGCGCCCCGGACCGACCUGGUGCAGCAAGUGCAUCUUCCUAUGCUUGGCCGCUUUGUAUGAAAUACAGUUACACAUGACAUUG